CGAUAAUGAAGAAGCUUAGUCAGUAGAUGUCAAAGAUUGCUGGCAGGAAUAGUUUUUAAGAAUCACCACAAAAAUAAGAAAAAAAAAAUACUAAAGCACUUGUUGGCACAGUAAAAACAGAGAGACCUAUUGAAAAAGGAAAAGCAAAAUUGCUUGAUUAUUUUAAGAGGGAAAGAAACUCUUUAGUUUAAACAGCAAAUACAAUCAGAGCUAAAUUAAAAGGGAGUAAAAGUAUUGAUAAUGUAUUUUUGCAAACAUUAAAAAGUGAUAGGGUAAAAACUUCAUAACCUAAUGUAUUUAUUGAUUACUUAAUUUUUUAAUAGAUUGCAGAAUUACGUGUUCACACAGAAGAAGGUAGCAAUUCAAAAAAGGCAAGUUUGAAAAACAAGAAUCUAUCAUUAGCAGCAGUAUCUUUAGAAGUAAAUUAUAAAUAGUAUAAUUUAGAAAAAAGAAUUAGUUAAGCCUCCUUUAACAACUAAAACAUCUUAUAAUUAGUCACCAACAGGUUAAAGUAAACCAAAAUAAAAAAAAUAAAAAUAAAAAGACUAAUAUUUAUUCGAUAUGGUAAAAUAAUUGAUAUAUUUAAGUUGAAAAAUGCUUAAAUAAUUUAAAACCAAUAUUAAUAAUACUUUAAUUUAAAAUUAAAUAAACAAUCAGUUAUUUCAGAUACAUCUACUAAUCAUAGAUAAUCAUUAGAAGAUGUAUUAAUAAAUUAAAAAGGUCUUAAAGGAUCUUCUUAAUAAAUGUAGUAAAAACCAACAAAAAAAUCAGAAAAUGAUUCAAAAUCUUUGAAUUAAGGACACUCAAAAACAGAACAAACUCCAUAGCCUAAAUAAGUAUCUAAAACAAAGAAUGAUGAGUAAUUUGAAUAUGAUCCUAAAAAGAAACUUUAGAUAAUCUUAUAUUAUAAAAAUUCAAAGUAAUAAAUAAUAAAUUCAUAUAGAUAUUAUUACUUAUUUGAUUAUGUUAAUUAAUCUACAUGUGAUCUUUAUAAUUAUUUAAUUUAAUAGAUAGCAAGUAUUGAAAAAAACAAUACAUAAUCAUGUGGAGGUACAGGUUCAACAGAUGAUGAUUAAAUUUAAGCUGGUAUAAUAUUAUAUAUAAUUUUAGAGAUCAAAAAAAUAUGUUAAUUUUGUACAGUUUAAAAAAAAGUUCCUUUAGAUUAUUAUUUAUCGCUUCCUGAUUUAAGUCUGUCAGUUUUUUAAGGAAUCACUCUAUCUUUAUAACCUUUGUAUUCAUAGCCUUAAAUUACUAAAAAGGUGGGCUUAAAGGAUUUUGAAUUAAUCAAAUGUAUAGGUGUAGGAGGGUUUUCAAGAGUAUAUUUAGUUAGAAAGAAAGAUAAUGGUAUAUUUUAUGCACUUAAAUUGAUUGAUAAAAAAUUUAUUAUGGAUAACAAAAAAGAAAUUAUAGUAUAAAAUGAAAGAGAUAUAAUGGUGAAAAUGGAGAAUCAGUAUAUAAUACCUUUACAUUAUGCAUUUGAAUCAAAAUUUUAUAUAGCAUUUGUUUUAGAAUAUUGUGCAGGAGGAGAGUUAUUUUAUCAUUUAAGAAAAUUAAAAAAAUUAAAUGAAAAAGAUGCUAAAUAUUAUUUUGUUGAAAUAUGUAUCGGAAUGGCUUAUUUACAUUCUUAAAAUAUUGUAUAUAGAGAUAUAAAACCAGAAAAUAUUUUAUUAGACUUAUAAGGUCAUUUAAUGUUAAGUGAUUUUGGACUAUCGAAACCAGAUAUGACAUCUGAAGAUUUUGCAUAUUCAUUUUGUGGUUCACCUGAAUAUAUGGCACCUGAAAUGCUUAUGAAGACAGGUCAUAAUUAUUUAGUUGAUUGCUAUUGUUUAGGAGCAUUGCUUUAUGAAUUAAUUUCAGGCUUGCCUCCUUAUUAUUCUCAUAAUACAUAAGAAAUUUAUAAUUCAAUUUUAACAGAAAAUAUUUAAUUUCCUGAUUAUGUUUAAAUAUCAGAAGAAUUAAAAGAUUUGAUUAUUUCACUACUUUAAAAAGAUCCAACAGAAAGAUUAGGAUAAAAAGAGGGUGUUAUUGAAAUUCUUUCUCAUCCUUGGUUUGCUGAUGUUGAUUUUGAAAAAAUAGUUAAUAGAUAAUUAUAAACUCCAUAUAAACCAGAACCUUUAAAAUAUAAUUUUGAUGAAGAAGAAUUUAAUAAAGGAGAUGCAGAAUUCAGGAAAUAAUUUACAAUCAAUAUGCAAUUCGAAUUUCUAGUAAUUUCUAUCAUAUCCAUUUUAUUAGAAUGUCGAUACAGCUAAAUAUUAGCUAUUAAACUUUUACUAUUAAAAGGUUCAAAUUUAAGAGUAUAAGAAUAGAAAAAAUGUAGUGAAUGUCAAUAAAUUAUAAUCUGAUUUUUUAUAAAAAGAAUCGUUAUCUCCUUCAAAAUAACUAUUAAAUAAAGCUAAGGUAAAAAUACUUAUUUUGAUUUAGCAUUCUCCUUAAGAAAGUAAAAAAUUAUUAAAAACAAAUAUUAAAAAUGAAACUCAUGAUUAUUUUAAGAAGCAUAAUCUUUUGACUAAGUCUUCUUAAAUAAUUUAAGAAUCUCUCAAUAAGGGUCAAGGAUUUUCGAAAACAUAAUAAUAAUCUCAAAUGUCUAUUUAAGAAUUAAAAGUAAUUAAUUCUUCAUAUUGCAAGAAAUUGAAACUUUUGUUUGAUUAAUCAAAAUAAUUAUUGAGUUCAGACAGAUUAACAACAAUUCCUGAUUAAAAUCAAAAAAAUCAUAUUGAAAGAAUUAAAACAGAGUAAUUUGGUAAUUUAUCAUCUCCUAAAACUACAACUCACAGCACUGUUAAUAAAUUAGCUAACUAUUAGAAGUUAUUUGGAUCAGAAAAGAGAAAAAAAUGA
Molecule: messenger RNA, 2835 nt
Organism: Paramecium sonneborni
Lineage: Eukaryota; Ciliophora; Oligohymenophorea; Peniculida; Parameciidae
Source: the annotation of a GenBank genome assembly